This is a messenger RNA of Staurois parvus, 756 nucleotides long. NCBI's taxonomy places the organism in Eukaryota, Metazoa, Chordata, Amphibia, Anura, Ranidae. The record is from the annotation of a GenBank genome assembly.
AUGGAGUUUGGUGGUGUUGGGACACUCAUCUUGACUGUCUUCAUCGCCUUUCUCAUAUUCUUCUUAACAUGGAAUGAUAACAGCAAACGAAAGGACCUACCUCCGGGGCCCACUCCUCUUCCUCUGCUUGGGAACAUUUUACAGCUGAACGUCAAAGAGCUGCAUCAGUCCCUCUUAAAGCUUGCAAAGAUCCAUGGAGAUGUAUUCACUGUCCAUCUAGGGAACAGGAGAGUGAUUGUCCUGCAUGGAUACGAUGCUGUGAAGGAGGCUCUAAUAGAUAAUGCAGAUGUCUUCAGUGAUAGAGGAAAAGUGCCUGUAGCUGAUUUUGUUUUUUUAAGGGCUAUGGGAGUGAUUCUGAGCAAUGGGGAGCGUUGGAAACAGCUACGGCGCUUCUCUCUCACCACGCUGAGGAAUUUUGGAAUGGGGAAAAGAAGUGUUGAAGAGCGGAUUCUGGAAGAGUCUCAAUGUCUUAGAGACGAGCUUAGAAAAAAAGCAGGUUUACCGUUUGACCCCACAUUCCUCUUGACUCUGGCGGUAUCCAACGUGAUAUGCUCCAUCGUAUUUGGUGAACGUUUUGAUUAUGAAGACAAGAAGUUUCUUGGCCUUCUUACUAUGCUGAAAGAAGCCUUUAGAAUAAUAAAUUCAUUAGCUGGGCAGCUACUAAAUGCUUUCCCAAACCUUUUCCGCCAUAUGCCUGGACCUCAUCAAAAGGCAUUGAAAAAUCUCUUCACUUUGAAAAGCAUUUGUAAUGGAUAA